AGGAAAAAAAAAACACUAAAAACCCUUUUGAAUGGACCUUCGAUUCCAAUCCCUAAUCUCCAGCAAUGUUCCGAUUGAUCACCAGAAAUCUAUCAACAAUUCAAACUAAAAACCCUAGAAAUCCAACAGCACCAUCCCCCAAUUCCAAUCCCCUCAAUUCCUCCUCCAUUGCAUCCUACCUCAUCGACUCCUUUGGCAUCUCGCCGGAGAAGGCCUUCGCCGCUAUCAAGAAGCUCAACUGUCGGUGCAAGCUCGAUAUCAAGAGCGACAAGAUCAAAGCCAGGCGUGAUCUCAACGCCGUCCCCUCCUUCUUCGCCUCCAAUGGCUUCACCAAGGACCAGAUCUCCAAGAUCAUCACCAAGUUCCCCCGAAUCCUACUCUGCCGUCCUGAUCGAACGCUCAAGCCUAAGAUUGAUUUCUUUCUUGGCGCCGGCUUCUCCCGUAGCGACUUGGCGAGGCUCAUGUCCGAUGAUGUGGAGAUCUUGCAAGCGAGCUUGAACAAGCGGAUCAUCCCAUUUUUCGAUUUUUUGAAGACGAUCCUAUAUUCGGACAAAGAGGUCAUUGCUGCCUUGAAGCAAACCCCACGGUUGCUUCACUACUCUGCUGAGAAGAGGAUUUCGCCCAACGUCGAGACUCUGCGCGGUUUUGGCAUGCCGGAGCACAGGAUCUACACGCUCUCAAAGGCUCAUACGAGGAUACUCCUCUGUGAAACCGAUCGGUUUCGUAGAUCGAUCGAGAGAGUCAGAGAUCUGGGUUUCAAGGUGUCAGAUUACUCGUUCGCCGUGGCGCUUCAAUGCGUCUCCUGGUUGAGCGCUGCUACUUGGGAAGGAAAGGUGGUGGCUCUCAUGAGCUUUGGGUUGUCUGAAGACCAGAUCCUUUCGGCUUUUAAAAAGAAACCUGCUGUUAUGAUCAUUUCUGAAGAUAAGCUGAAGAGAAACAUGAGCUUCUUUGUGAGCAGGGUGAAUUGGUCGCCGGAGUAUGUGGUUUCGGAGCCGCGUCUGCUUGGCUUCAGCCUUGAGAGAAGGCUUUUGCCAAGGACUUUGACUCUCGAAGUUCUGUUGUCCAAUGGUCUGAUUAGUGAUAAAUCUUUCAAUCAUCGGGUGUUUGUUAUGAAUGAAAGCAGGUUUUUUGAGAAGUAUGUGAUGAGGUAUCAGGAGGAGCAUCCUCAAGUGCUGGAGGCCUACCUGGCUGCGCUGAAACAACAGCAUUAGAAGGAUGAGGCUGCUGGGGGCAUUGGAUUUUUCAAGCGUUCUGCUUCUUCACUUGACCAAGUGAAGAUUUUGAAAGCAUCUCCUGCUGUUGAGAUGAUAUUGUACAGAAUGUACCAGGCUGACGGUGGUUCAUUCUAGUGAACUCUUUGACUUGCAAAAGUUCAAUCUUUGCAAAUAAGAUAAUUGCCCCUCUUUAUGCUUGUAGAAAAGCCAUUCAAGUGACUAAUAAAAAUGAUAGGAUUGUUGCAGAUUGUGAGCGGUGCAAAUUAUUUCCAGACUGGGAAAAUGCUUAGUGAAACUAGCUUGAUCUAACAGAUUAGCUUUUGUGCUUGUUGAACGGGGUGAAGACUGGUAAUUGGUGUUUAUUUUUUGUGCUUAGAGUCUGAAUACACUGGGGAAUGUGAAUGCUGCUGAUUCAUGUCUAAUUUUAACCACUUUGUUUUGUGUGGUGCAAAAACUGAUCUUACUGAGCUUCAGGAAGGAAUGUCGCGAGGAACAGAUUGGUGCUAUGUUUGCAGAACUCAUUCAUUGCGAAGAAUUGAUGCAAAUUUUUAAUUUAUGAUCAUAUUUUAUUCUUUUGGCUCUAUAAAUGAUAUUUGUCUCAGUAUGCCUAAAAAUAUGAAGCCAUCGCUUUAUCAGCCUUUUGUCAAUAAUCAGUUCCCAUCAACAUAUGAAACCAUUUUACAUAAAUUUUGAUUAAAUUCUGUAGGUAUGUUACAUUUUACUAUAGAGCUGUUAAUGCAUGCACACAAGAGUGUAAGACCAGAACACUCAGGUUAAUCUUACAAAUGAAUGCAUUCAUGGACCAUUCUUUUGGUUAAAGGGACUAGAUCAUUAUAGUACAUUCCCUUGUUAAUGCCUUGUCUAUUUGAACUCCCGGUUUCUGGAGAAGUCAGUUGGUGUUAUGUUUCUCAGAGGUAUUGAAUUUUGUUAAGAACAGAGAGGGAUGAAUACACUGUAUGUUAUUUUCCUCUGUUGCAAUCACAUGUGGGACUAUAACCAUACAUUCUCCUUGAGAUAUGUCAUGGAUGAUGAUAGAACAAUGUUCUGUGCCAACAAUGAUGAGAUGCAAUAUUUUGUCAUAUGUUUACCCUCUUAGGUAUAUAAGCUAAUGUACUUUGUAUCCAAUGUCCUCAUUGAUUCUUGUCUGUGGUCAGUCUUGAUAACAACACUGAUUUGGGAUUCUGCUGCUAUAUUUAUUCAAUAUGAUAAAUUAGUUGAAUGAGGCAUCAGCAUAUAUUUUGGUUGCUAGUUGCUUGCUCAAUCUCUCUUGUUUUUGCUUUGCAGUAGGGAAUGAAAAUGCAUGUUUAACUUGCUUGUCAUUUGUUAGCAUUUCAGCUCGAAAGCCACCAGAAACAUGAGGUGAAAAUAUCCUUCUAUGUAAGUUCUUCAAAGGCAAGCUUUUGAUGUGAGUUCUCAUUAGAAGAUCUUGUGAUCUAGAAAUGAAAUCUGCAGCAGAAAAAUAAAAUAGGAAAGAAAGGCGAUGAGAGAACAGAAGCAACACGAUGGCACUGCAUGACAUCUGGUAAGAAUGGUUCCAAGCUUUCAGCAUCAUAGCAUUUCACUUCUUGAUUCAAAAUGGAGCAAUGUACAUUGUGGAGACAUAUUAGCAUGAGUUGCACCGAUAUGGAAUUCUAAUAGGCUCUUGUUUAAUCUAGUUGAAGUGAUCGAUCAUCUGACAAGUUCAGAGGUUUUUUAGUUUUGCCUGGUGCACCGAAUUUUCUGUGCCUUGGUUGUACAUGUUUAAUUUGAUCUUGCAUAACUUCAGAUUUUGUUUGGCUUUUAGUAUAUAGUUGGCAGGUGUAUCAAGAUAACAAUGUUGUCUAGUGAAUUGAUUUGCAUUUGUAUUAAA
Dioscorea cayenensis subsp. rotundata (Guinea yam) is the source of this 3063-nucleotide messenger RNA. RefSeq lists its product as uncharacterized. Lineage: Eukaryota; Viridiplantae; Streptophyta; Magnoliopsida; Dioscoreales; Dioscoreaceae. Gene Ontology annotation, molecular function: double-stranded DNA binding. Gene Ontology annotation, cellular component: chloroplast. The coding region runs from base 66 to 1211 and encodes 381 amino acids. Gene Ontology annotation, biological process: regulation of DNA-templated transcription; chloroplast organization. The record is from RefSeq and is a predicted model, not a curated record. The transcript has 2 exons.